CCGAAUCAACAGUGUACGACAACUGGCAACGUUGUUGUCUGCUGUCAUGUGGAAGUUGUGACUUUUGAUUUGACGUAUAAUUUCUAUGUAUCUUGUGCCAAGCAAGAGUCAUAACUGUUUUAAAAAGUAACAAAGUUUAAUUGAAAUUCCUCACAUUAUAAUAAAAUGAAUCAAUAUGAGACAGAAAGACGUUUAUCCUGGUGUUAUGGCUUGCUGGCUGUUCUACUUGGAGUUUCUGUAAUAAGCACAGCAAUACCAUACAACCACUGGCGAGCGACAUUAGAUGUCUGUCCUGGUAGUUGGCUCGAGAACACAAACUGUGGUUGCAUUUUCUAUGGCGUUAGUACAUUUCAAUAUUUCAGUGGAGGACACAAUUCCUAUUGCCUAUAUGUUAUUUUUGCCCCAUUACCAAUAAUAGUGUAUGCAUUUGUGAUGACUCUAUUUCAUAUGUAUAGAGUUUGUAUUAAUAAUAUAGGACAAUAUGAAAGUGAAAAGUCAACUACAGUGGAGGAAAUCGAGGGAGAAUCUAUAAUAGUGACUUCCAGAGCAAGAACAUCACAAACAAAUGAUGCAGUAAUAUAUUGCUGGAUACCAACAUCCUGCAUAGCUGCUGUCUUUACCAUUUACAAUUUAGUACAUGCUGCGAUAAUGACUGAUGGUUUCCUUAAAACUUGUCAUCAAUACAGAGGAUACUUAGUUCGGGAACUUGAUGCCACUGGGGACCAUGCUACAGCUAUUCAUUUUCGUCUAAGUUGUCAAGCUAUUUUCGACUUUAUGGACUAUAUACAGAAGGAUGCACCGAACAGCCGAAGAGGAGAUUUCAUUAACACAGGUAUUGCUUUGCAAUUGGCUUUAAUAACAACAUGGCUGGCUGUUAUCUUGUGGAUUGUGGUAGCUGCAUAUACAGCUAUAAGGGCCUAUAAAGAAAGGGAUGUUAUGACAUGUUGUGGCAACUAAUUUCCUCAAUGAAUUCAAGUAUAUGACAUUAUUUAUUUUUACUCUGGCAACGACUCAGUAAAUGAUUAUUUGUCAAAUAAGAAUAAGCUAGUUAUAAGAUUUAUAUAAACCUUAUGUUUACAAAGUCAUUGCUAUUGCAUUAACAAGAAAUAUAAUUAGUUUUAGUCGGAUUCCAUAUUUUAUCCCACCGUGACUUAUUUUCAACUGUAUUUUUAAUGUGACAACACAAAUUUUAUAACUUGUAAUAUAAGGAAAUACUUUAACACUGCUUAAUACAUAUAUUUAUUGAAGACAAUGCACAUGAUAAAUAAAAUGUUAUUGAAAUUAAUAUUAUAUUUUAUAUGCAUCUAUUUUAAAAGAUAUAAAAUAUAAAUUCAUUUUCAUUGAACAUCAAAUGAUGUUUUUUUUCUUUGCCAUUGCCUAUAGAUCUUAACACAGAUAGAAAUAUAGAUAAUUCCUUACAAUAGUAAUCCACAACCAACCUUGAGAACUAAGACCUUAUGUUCCUUUUGUCUGUAAUUACACUGACUGACUUACCCUUCAAGAGCACUACAAUACUGCUGUAUUACUGUUGGCAGUAGAAUAUGUGAUGUGUGGGUGGUACCAAAUCAUUGCACAAAGCCCUCCCUUCAAUUAAAUCUGUAUUAUACAUUUUACAUUGAUCACCUUAUUGGCUUACUUAAUUGCAAAAAAACACUAAGUAUAUUAAAGACAGAUUUAUUAUCUUUAUAUAUAAUUUAAAGUAUGAUUAUAUUGUAAUUUAUAUAAGUGAUUGUCAACAAUUGUGUUCAUUUCUGCAUUCAGUAAGUGUUUGUAAUUCUUUAGUUCUUGUAGUUAGCCAACCAUAUAGACUGAUAAUUAAUCAGAAUAUUUAUGAAAAAUAUUCUGUGAGAUGGUUAUAAUGCAUUUUUAAAUAAACUGAAAACUGGAAAAAUACAAUCAGUUAUAAAGGACAUUAUCCAAUUCAUACAUAUAUAGUCCAAAUGUAAAAGUCUUAAUUGAAUGGGUACAAUAGGAUACACUGUAUGUUCAUAUUUUUAUAUUGUUUAACAAAUAAAGAAGAAUGUAAUUAAACUGGUUUAGCUUAGCGCCGUAAUAUAAAACUGGUUAAACUGAAAGUCCAUUACAAUUUAGAUAAUGAAAUAAUUAUAAUAUAGAAUUUUUUUUUGACCAUCACAUUUUCGCUGGACCUAAUACAGAUGACAUUUGCAUUUGCACAAAUAUGUUUAUAUUUAAUAUAUUCUGGACAGCCGUUUUUUAGUUUAUAAGAAAUUGAAUGUCUUAAAAUGACAGGCUUGUCCUUAAAUUCCAAUUAGUGAUUAAUGAUCACAAUAUAACCGUCCAAUUUACUUUAUGUUCAUAUCUUAUAUAUAAAUUUACUAAUGAUAAAUAUUUUUUUAAAUUAUAUAAUAUACUGUGAUUUUUACCACAAUUUAACUUAAGAAAAAAUGUUAAUGAAAAAUGUGCCGAUAACAUUUAGAUGAUAAGUAAUGUAAUU
Vanessa atalanta (red admiral) is the source of this 2455-nucleotide messenger RNA. RefSeq lists its product as uncharacterized. Lineage: Eukaryota; Metazoa; Arthropoda; Insecta; Lepidoptera; Nymphalidae. The record is from RefSeq and is a predicted model, not a curated record. The transcript has 4 exons. Bases 166 to 957 code for a protein of 263 amino acids.